GGUAUUUCUGAUGUGGUGUGCAGAUAAAGAAAAAAAAAGAAAUAUGAGCCAGGCUGUGACUGCGGCGAGGAGUCCGCGGGGUCGGGAAGAUGAUUUCGAAGAAGUGGAGAAUUUCCACGGGGUCUAUUUGCUGUGCUCCACGAACCCCAAGUACAAGGGAUGGACUUACAUCGGCUACACCGUGGAUCCCAACCGGAGGAUCGUGCAGCACAACAAGGGUCGGAAACACGGCGGGGCCUUUAGAACCAGUAACCGAGGUCCUUGGGACAUGGUUUUGAUUGUCCACGGAUUUCCAAAUGACGUUUCUGCGCUGAGAUUCGAGUGGGCCUGGCAACAUCCAAAACGGUCUCGAAGAUUGAGGUGCAUCAUCCCAGUGAAGAAGAGCCGAAUGACAAAGUUUCAGUGGUUGAUUGAACUGCUUGGGAGGAUGCUUUGUGUGGAUCCCUGGUGCCGACUGCCAUUGACGCUCCGCUGGCUCAUGCCCAAGUAUAAAACGCCCUUCACUGGCGAAUGGAUCCCACCCAGUCACAUCCAGUACGUGGACGGACUAGUGAAAUCCCGUCGAAUCCGAGACGUCCUCGAGAACUCGACUCAUUCCGCGUCCGGAAACGGAUCCUCGUGUUGCCUCGUGUGCGGAGAAGAUGUCGCUUCGGUCGCGGACCAGCUCCGUUGUUUCGGCUGCUACAACAAAUUCCACCUUCGCUGUUUGGCGGACUUGUUUUUGCGGCGUUCCGGUGAAGUGACUGAUGGAAUCGUGCCCGUGAGCGGCACUUGUCCGACCUGUGAUUUGCAAGUCAUGUGGGGCGAUUUGGUUAGGUUCAAAAAGGGCUGUUUCCGGGACGUUUUCAGAGAUCCCAGUGUUCCUCAUCAGCUGAGCCAGCCUUGA
This is a messenger RNA of Notodromas monacha, 886 nucleotides long. Lineage: Eukaryota; Metazoa; Arthropoda; Ostracoda; Podocopida; Cyprididae. The record is from the annotation of a GenBank genome assembly.